UCGCUAUGCGCGUUUAGACGCGGCCCUGUGCCUGCUAGUGCUACAAAAACUUCAGUACAUUUUCGUAAGACUGUUGCGAGUUCGUGCCGCAAAAUGCCGAAUUUGGUGGUGUGUCUAGUUUUGUUGGCGGCGGCGAUGGCUCAGAAUGAAGACUUGUUUGAACUCAAUAUCGUCCACUACAAUGACUUCCACGCACAUUUCGAAGAAGUGAGCUCUACGGGCACGGUAUGCAGCCCCGGCGAACAAUGUAUCGGGGGCUUCGCGCGGCUGUACACGGCCGUUAAGGAAGCCCUAGAGGUGGAGCCCGACUCGGUGCUGCUCAACGGCGGGGACACCUUCCAAGGCACCAUCUGGUACAACUUCCUCAGGUGGAACGUCACGCAGUACUUCAUGAAUAUGAUGCCGCACGACGCUCAUGUGCUAGGCAACCACGAGUUCGACCACGGCAUAGAAGGGCUGGUUCCUUACCUGGAGCGGCUGAACUCCACGAUGCUGGGCGCCAACGUGAACACGACCUUCGAGCCUGACAUGACGCCGUACGUCAAGAACCACGUGGUCGUCGAACGGAGGGGACGCAGGAUCGGCAUCAUUGGUGUGCUGCUCAGAGUCUUCUCCGCGCCUACCGGCAACGUGAUAAUGGAGGAUGAGGUGGAGGCCAUCAACCGCGAGGCAGCCAUCCUCACCGAGCAGGGAGUCGACAUCAUCAUAGUACUCUCACACGUCGGGUACCAGAAUGAACUGAAUAUAGCUGCGCGCGUUUCCCCAACAGUGGACAUAAUCGUGGGCGCCCACUCCCACACCCUGCUGUACACCGGCGACACGCCGAGCGGGGAGACUGCCCUGGGCGAGUACCCCACCGUCGUCACGCAGGAGAAUGGACAUAGGAUCCCAGUGGUGCAGGCGUCGUGCUACACGAGGUACCUGGGCAUCAUCAAGUUAUUCAUCGACGUAGAAGGUGUGGUCCAGAGGUGGGAGGGCCAGCCCGUGUAUCUGGGAACUUCCAUCGUGCAAGAUCCGUUCAUUAUGGAAGAGCUGGAGCCUUGGCGGGAGCAGGUGGACUCUGUAGGGAAGGAGGUGCUGGGAUCAACCCUCGCGCGUUUAUCCAGGGGCUGCUACAGCGCCGAGUGUAUCCUGGGUAGCUGGGCAUGCGACGGGUUCUUAGAAGAGCUGAUGAGCCGCGCCGACGGCGGCCGGUGGAAUGACGCUCACGUUUGUUUGAUCAACGCUGGUGGUCUAAGAAACCAGAUUGACCCAGGCAAUGUGACAACAGAAAGUCUGCUAAUGGCGAUGCCUUUCGAGAACUACGUGCAGGUAUACGACCUGAAAGGGAAAUAUCUUUUGGAGGCGUUGGAAUUCUCCGUGGGUGUUGCCCAGACACCUGGCGGCUUUUACAGUGGACGCAUGUUACAGAUUGGAGGAAUGCGAGUGACGUACAACGCGUCGCAGCCAGCAGGCGCCCGCGUGUCCGAAGCCCUGGUCCGCUGCACCGAGUGCGCCGUGCCGCGGUACUUGCCGCUCGACACCAGCGCCACCUACCGCGUCGUCACGCAGGACUACAUCGGCGACGGCGGCGGCGGGUACACUAUGCUGUCAGAGAACAAAGAGAACUCGAUAGACCUGGAGGUGGACUACGAGAUGUUGCAGCGCUUCAUGCGACGACAGCAGAUCGUGGUCAAAGAUCUCGACGGCCGUAUACAGAUCGUCUACUAAAUUAACACUUACGCCCUUGUAAAUAAAGCUUAUAUUCUCUU
Plodia interpunctella (Indianmeal moth) is the source of this 1751-nucleotide messenger RNA. Its product is annotated as apyrase-like. Gene Ontology annotation, cellular component: plasma membrane. Gene Ontology annotation, biological process: AMP catabolic process. The coding region runs from base 94 to 1710 and encodes 538 amino acids. The record is from RefSeq and is a predicted model, not a curated record. Gene Ontology annotation, molecular function: 5'-nucleotidase activity; nucleotide binding; metal ion binding. Lineage: Eukaryota; Metazoa; Arthropoda; Insecta; Lepidoptera; Pyralidae. The transcript is spliced from 11 exons.